GAAAAAAAAAAUACAAAAGACACAAAGCCGAAAAAAAUAUUUACUAGUAAAACGUUAUGGAUACAUAAUUGUCCUGGAUGUAUCUCAUAGAAACCGUCUACACGCAUAGUAGUUUUAAUUUUAACUUUUACGUUUCGUACAUAUAAGUUUAUUUUAGUGUACUAACGUUAAAAGGAGACUCGUCGGUGACUUUUAUUUUGUUGAGUUCCUGAGCGGAAGUUGGAUGUGAGUUCUCAGCGCUCCUUCUACUCCUCCUCGUCUUCCCUCCCAGAGGCUCGCCUUCUGAAACGCCAAGGCAAAGGCAAUGGCUCGCGGCCAGCAGAAGAUUCAGUCGCAGCAGAAGAACGCCAAAAAGGCAGCAGAGAAGAAAAAGUCGCAGGGAGCAGAUCAGAAAACGGCUGCCAAAGCAGCACUUGUCCACACAUGUCCUGUGUGCAGGACACAGAUGCCAGACCCCAAGACUUUUAAGCAGCAUUUUGAGAGCAAACACCCCAAGUCUCCUAUGCCCCCUGAGCUGGCAGAUGUGCAGGCAUAAACAACACUGGGAGCUACCAGAAUCUGCAUCUGGGACCCUGAGAAGAAAUGAUGUGAUUCAGCUUGGCCAACUGAUUCUACUUCUAGAAACAGACUUUGAAUUCGAUGCGACAGAGGACACUUAAUGAUGGACUAAAGCACACCAGCACCCUUUGAUUUUAUAUUUUUAUAUGUAUUACCCUUUGUUUGGGCAUACCCUCAGUUUUAGUGUGCCGUACCAGCCUCGUUAUCACCUCCUGUCAAAACCUACAGUGUUUAUCCACGACAAUUAUUUCUUUCCUGUUGCAAAUUUUCACUUUAAGACUCAUAAUUAAUGAGAUGAGUAAUAGUUCAUUGGUGCAUACAGCUCAGAAAUGCUUUGUAAACAUGAGCCAUGAUAGGAAUUGCAUCACUGUGUGAAGUAACAAUGUUGGCCAGGAUUGGAUGAUUGAAUUAGAUGAGUUCAGUUGGGGGAAAUUGUCCUGAUAAUUAAACAAACCCUCUUGUAAAGUUCUAUGGGUGUUAAAUAGAGCCUCUGAAACUGCUUAAUGUGUGCUUAAUUUUCAAUUUUUUGCUAAGGUUUUCAAUAAAUGUGUAAGCAUAUA
This is a messenger RNA of Tachysurus fulvidraco (yellow catfish), 1118 nucleotides long. Its product is annotated as Zinc finger protein 706-like. NCBI's taxonomy places the organism in Eukaryota, Metazoa, Chordata, Actinopteri, Siluriformes, Bagridae. The record is from RefSeq and is a predicted model, not a curated record. The coding region runs from base 305 to 535 and encodes 76 amino acids. The transcript is spliced from 4 exons.